CUCCAAUAUUAUAAUAAAAAAGGAUCGUCAGAAAAAGUACAGGAAGAGAAAGAAGUCGGAAGAACAGGCUAUAAGACUGAUUGACGGUUCUUUUAAAUAUGCCGAAACUGGUGCGUGAAAACGUGGACUGUUUUAAUUAUCAAUACAAUACUUGUGCAAAGGUAUGUGAUAUGUUCAUGACCUGCUCAUGUUAUGUGUGUUUUUUCUUCUUUUCAAAUACAUUGUUUUUCCAUCCAUUUUUCAUCCACUUUCCAUUUUUUCUAUCUAAUUUCCAGAAAAAAAUGUCCUUUUCAGCACAGGGAAUGCGCGCGUUCGAACAACGUGAUUUGUACAACGUGGAGGCUGCAGAAACACUGCAGGAACAAACAAUGCACUGAAAAGCAUUUAGAUAAAGAGGCAAUGAAAUGUUUUUUCAACUGUGCCAAUGAAAGACCUGGAUCAUGCAACAAUGUUAUGUGUCAGAACUACCACGAAAAACCCCGAUCAACUACAGUGAACGGAGUAGGAAUUUACAUAAUGCCCAAUGAAGUUCCCGUAAAGAAGAAAAGUAAGCUGCGAAAGAAGACGCACGCUAAACUUAAAAAAACUGAGGAUAACUACUUGAUCAAGAGCAGCAAUGCCUUCAUUGAGGCGUCUUUACAGUUCAUACAAUUCAACAUAAAACGUGGAAAACUCACCAAAGAAAAGGGAAACUGCUAUAUGAAAGAGAUUCUGCACAGCAUCUUCUUUAUUGGCUACAUUAGUUUCCCACGCGUUUACCCGGAGAUGGUUCUACGCGAAGACCUUCAUGCACUUUUAUCUCGAAGGUUCCCCAAUGUGUUUCAUGCAUACCGAACUGCACUGCCCACAAGAACACCAUACUCUCUUCUUUUGGAUGUGGUUGUGGAAACCACAGAACCAUCCGAAUCUACAGAGCAUGCCUUUGAGUACGCUGUUCUGGACAAGAUUUUGGACUUGAACAAAAAAAUGUAUGUGCCUCGACUCCAGGAUGAUGGAAAGGUGUGCAGAAAUGCUUUUUUAUUAGUGUCAACCGUUGUCAGCUACUGCUACUUUUUAGAUUUAGUUACACACCAGGAAACCAAGAAGUACUUUGGAACAUCACUGGGCUGCAGAGGGCAAAAACAGAGGGAGAUCUUCCUUGAUCUGUCCUGCCUUCAUACGUGGAACAGAAACGUGGCGUAUGCUGUGUGCUUGGCUGCUAACAAUGGCCCAUCUGUGCUGCUCCCUAAGUUUGUGCACUCUGCCGCAUUUCACAUGCUUGGGUGUAAAGAUAACAGAGGCCCAGAAGAUCUUUUACCUGAGUUUGAACAGCUGACCCUAGAUCAGCCAUCGCAGGACUCCAGUGAACACAGCAGCAGUAGAGAAGGAACAGAUGUUGAUGCGCCUCAGUCAUUGGAAAGAGAGAUGAGCUCACCACAGCUCGCCAAUCCGAGCUCAAAUACAGAACUGAUCGUAUUUCAGUACACCCCGAAACCACCGUGUUUGAGAUGCAUGGAGCUCUUCCCAGGCAUGCAGUUUUCACCAGAACCCAUCUCUCAGCCUCCUCCAUAUUGGGAGCAUGGAAACUGCGCAGAAUGUGAGUCACUGAGCAAGCUGCUAAACGCUGAGAUUGGGCUUAAUAUGAGAGUACAACUGCCCCUACAAUUCGAUCUAUGGCUGCCAGCGAAUCUCCCUUUCCAUCCAGUUCAACCUCAUGAGAUGUUGCUCUUGCCCAGAAAGCAACGACUGAUCAACAAUUUGCGUGAUGUCAGGUUUGAACUCCAGGACUGUCUUCAGUUUUAUAAUUCUCAGCUUGAUGAGGAGAGCACAGCACUUGUGCCUUUUCAGCCCUCUUCAAACACAGAAUAACAAAGACUAUAUAUGGCAUAUUUACAUAGCUGGACAUUUACUGAAUUGCUUUGUCCUACUUUGGUAUGAGUGAUGUCACUCAUGUGCAGGCCAAUUUAUAUUAUAUUCUAGGGCAGUGCUAGGGAGGUGAGCGGCAGGACCGGGUUGCGAAACAAUGUUUUAGGGCUCUGGCAAACAUAAGGGCCCCACACUUGUUUGAGAACCAUGGAACAGUUAAACUUAUUGAAUCUUGACACACUGGCACCCAGACCCCCCCCCUGGAAUUGCAUUAUUUUUUAUUCUCUCUUUCUUCUCUUUUGGUCCAAAAAAGUGGUCAGCUUGGGACAAGGCCAAUUAGCCAGAUCAUUUACGUUUCUGACCCCUGGAGUGCACCAACAGUGUGUAUGUGGGUAUGUACUGAUGAGGAGUACUUUCACCUCCAAAGCCUGCAGACAUCCCUUGCCAUGGCUCAUAAAAUUGACAACAAGGGAUCAAAUCUGUUCCCUGGACUGGCACCAGUUAUGCCACCCUAGAUUAACUCCUAGCAGGUUUGAGGAAGUGUGUUGUGUGAGGGGAGAGAGCUUUCCACAGCAGAGGUGAAAAGAGGCACAGAGAUGGAGUUCACAGCAGCAAGGGAGUACACAAAAAUAUGGAAUGUCAACUAUUCUCCUUGUGGGUUAGUAAUACAUCCGGAUCCUUGGAUAGGUGCGUCCCCUAAUGGAAGGGUUUUUGAUCCAACUGAGCACCCUCCUUUUGGCUUGGUUGAACUAAAGUGUCCCAGUGUCAAAAAUUAUGUUGACUGUAAGUACACUGGCAUAAAAUAUGGCACAUCAAACCUUCAUAAAUCACACUCCUACUACUGGCAGGUUCAAGGGCAACUUAUGCUUAUUGGGUUAGAGUGGUAUGACUUCAUGGUAUGGGGUCAUUAUCUUCUGGAUUGUUUUCUGCAGCAUAAUCAUGCUGAUCCUGAAGUUCAGCAAGUGAUAAGAGAGAGAGUGGAUUUGUUCUACUUUAAUGUCUACAUGCCAAAGUACUUGUCUGUGAGGAGAGAACGAUAGCUGCAGUAAAAAAAACAGCAUUUGCAGCAAAAACACUGCAAUAACAAUUCCAUGUGUGACUGUGGUAUGUUGACUUUAAAUUAUACAUUUACAGUGCUGACUAUUGCACUAAAUAUUUGUACAUGUCUUCUAUUUCUGCAACUUAAAUUUUUUGCACUGUUACUGUUAAUAUAUAACUUGAUGAUUAUCCACUAAUGAGUUAUGCUUAUUGUCUAUAAUUAAAGUUUGAAUCUGAGACAAAGUAUAUGUUGUGCCUUGAACCCACAGCCUAGUGGGAGUAAAGGUUCUAGUGUUUAGUCAACAAAAUCUAAAUAAGGAACUGGCACACCUUCAAAUACAGGAGUGGUUUUUAUGGGACCAAAAAUUUUUUGUCUCACUGGGUAGCAAUAUGCACCCUAUUAAAAUCCAAUGGCAGCCAUUAUAAGCAUCUCAAUUUAUAAAAACACUACAGUUUUUAUUUCCGUGAUGUAACUUGUGAUUUGUGCAUGCUGUAAUUAAAAAAUCACUGACUAAUGAUA
Messenger RNA from Brienomyrus brachyistius, 3403 nucleotides. RefSeq lists its product as uncharacterized. The coding region runs from base 193 to 1848 and encodes 551 amino acids. The transcript has 8 exons. NCBI's taxonomy places the organism in Eukaryota, Metazoa, Chordata, Actinopteri, Osteoglossiformes, Mormyridae. The record is from RefSeq and is a predicted model, not a curated record.